Molecule: messenger RNA, 2830 nt
Organism: Hypoxylon trugodes
Lineage: Eukaryota; Fungi; Ascomycota; Sordariomycetes; Xylariales; Hypoxylaceae
Product: fungal-specific transcription factor domain-containing protein
Exons: 1
Coding region: 127-2484 (785 amino acids)
Biological process (GO): DNA-templated transcription; positive regulation of transcription from RNA polymerase II promoter by galactose
Cellular component (GO): nucleus
Molecular function (GO): DNA-binding transcription factor activity, RNA polymerase II-specific; zinc ion binding; RNA polymerase II cis-regulatory region sequence-specific DNA binding
Source: RefSeq, a predicted model, not a curated record
AGGCAAUCAUCGUUACAGUAGAGCGUUUUUAUCCUACUUCCAGUAUUCAUCUCAUGAUUCUUAUCCCCGUAACUGUCCAACAAGGUGUCUUUCUUGUCAUUCCGUCUCUACGGGCUGCAUAUUUAAAUGUAUACGACGUUCACUGGAAUGGCUCCGGCUGCUGAUUCUAAAUCGAGUGCUCCCUCAUCUCCGCAAGCUCCGCAACAUCCUAAACCUCGACCUAAGCGGAGUCAAGUGGCCCGCGCUUGUGAUUGGUGUCGAGUUCAUCGCAUAAAAUGCGAUAACCACCUCCCUUGUUCUAAUUGCAAAAGAAGAGGCGGACGAUGUAUUCAAGGGGAAGUAGAAGUUCGCACACUUCCUCAUGCUUAUAGGAAAAUUGAACAUCUAGAGAACCGGGUAAAGGAAUUGGAGCAGGAAUUGGAAAAUGAGCGCAAGGCAUCGAGGUCGGGUGUCAGUCUCGACACACCUCUCACUACACCAUCAAGUGUGACGUCAUCCGCACAUUCCGACACUGCGAGUGUCAGCGCCUCGGAUUCUUUGAGCGAUCAUGGAAGUGGUUCAGAAAGAAAAACAUUAUGUGAAGGGGUACACAUUCGUUCCGCACGUUCUCAGCAGGAAACAUGGUAUGGGCCAUCGUCGUUAUUCUAUUUCCUUAGGCGCGUGAAUACCUUUAUGAAUACUUCCCUUCGCGAAACCCGACCGAUCAAUCGCAUGCUUCCGGACUCAGCCAACAAGUUAUUUGAUGUGCCGUCGCAAAAUACUCCAAAAGAGCAGAGCCCUCGAGCGACCCCAUCAGCAGGAGGGGAUGGUGUAACAAUGGGUGAUUACUUAACUCCGACGCAGGAAGAAUAUUUCAUCAGUCGCUUUUGGGAAACCUACCAUACUGCUCUCCCGGUUUUGGAUGAGGUCGCGUUCAAAGAGCAUUAUCAAUCACUAUGGACUACGUCGAAUAAAGAACGGAAACCCUCGGCACUUGUUGACAUAGUUAUCGCGAUAUGCAUGCAGUAUGCUAUGGCGCUCCAGCCUGGCGCCGGACACGCAGGCAAUGGAGACAAUGAGAACACUAUCGCUGGUCGAUGGCAUUAUCAGCGCUGCCAAAGAUUGCUAUCGAACGAGUUGGAAAACCCUACCUUGUCGACACUACAAUGUCACAUUUUAUCUACCUCAUUUUUAUGCUUUGGGUCUUUUCAGAAUAUGGCGGAUAGUACAUGCACACUUGCAGUUCGUACUGCGUUCAUGCUUGGCCUUCAUUUAGAGCCACCCGAGGAUAUGCCUAAACGAGAAAGGGAAAUGAGGAAACGCCUUUGGUGGGGUCUUUACGUCCUGGAUAGCAAGAUUAGCAUGAAGUUAGGCCGACCGUUCCUAUUGGACUACUCCGAUGCGACAUGUAGUCUUCCGGGCCACGACUUCGAAGCUGCGAUGCUAUCGGGUUCUGUGUUCCCUCCGCUUGGAGAAGACGUCACCUGGCUAACCUUCAACUUCGAAAACAUCAAACUUUUCAAAGCGGUUAGAGCAGCCUACACGGCGUUCUACAGGAGGCAGAUCAACACCCCCAGUGCAUCCGGCGAACAAGAGAAUUCCAAGAUCAUCGAAUCGCACGCGGAAUUCCUAGCACCUUACAUCGAGCGAAUAGAAGACUGGGUGAAAAACGUCCCGAGCGCCCUCGAGACCCGCCGUAUCGGCAACGGAACCCCAUUUUCCACCGAGUUUACAUCCCUCGAAAUCGAACCCUUCGCAUCGCCCUGGUUACAGCGUCAACGUCUGGUACUGGAACUCAUGUAUCACAACCUCUGCAUCAACCUCUUCCGCCCCUUCAUCCGCUUCACCCCCUCCACAACCCCGACCCCAACCGCAGAUAAAGCAGCCACGCGAUGCGCCGCGCACGCCGUAGCGCUCACGAGGAUAAUGCACCAAGUACUUUCUUCAACUACUAUUCUUAGUGGCUGGCUCGAGGCGUUUCAAUGGCAGUGGAAUGCGGCUAUGUCCCUCGUCGGGUUCGCUAUUGCGUACCCGCGUCACCCCGAAGCUACCGCCGCGCGUGAUGCGAUUGAUUUAUCCGUUGCUGUAUUCGGCAUCUGUGGGCGUAGUUUUGCGCCGGCGGCUAGCGCGGCGGGGAUCGCGAGGGAUUUGGGCGCACAGGCGGAUAUACUAGCUAAACAAGCUGAAGCGCGGGAAUUGGUGUCGAAGACUGAUAGAUCUGUGAAAUCUGAGAGUACGCUACCCGAUGCCCCCGGAAGCGGGAAUUUAGGGGCCGAGGUCGGUGGGGCGUUCGUCGGGAACGAUGGGAUUGUGCCCGGGGCUUGGGGUGGCGGCGGCGAGGAUGAAGGUAUGCAGGAUUUUCUUGCCGAGUCGAUUGAUAUGGCGUUUUCGGUUGAUUCGCAGGAUUUCGGGAUGGCGCUUUGGCCUGGUGUGGAUGUGAAUAUGAUGAACAUGAAUAUGAGUAAUGACCCGCAAUGGGGGGGUUACUGGCCGCAGCAGGUGUGACGUCUUGAGGGCGUAUUUACGUGGGAUAUUCUUAUCUCUGGUUUUCGUCGAUACGUACGAAACAUAGCGGGUGACGCGGGUUUUAAGUCAUGAUGGGAGCAUGAGGUGGUGUUGUUGGUGAUGCAUGUUAGGCUUAACUCCUUGCUUUAUACGUGUGUUGUUGCAUUGGUCACCCCUUGCUUGAGUAACAUUUUUUUCUAGGCGUUAGGGAUUUUCACAAAAGUCAUCAUUUUAAAGUUAUUACUACAUAUAUAUAACCCGUCUAACUCGAAUUUACUAGUUCUACCGUUGGUGAGAUCGUAGUUAGUCUAUUAGAUGCUAUCUAACUACUUGGGUUGAUUGAUCG